Messenger RNA from Nicotiana tabacum (common tobacco), 1385 nucleotides. NCBI's taxonomy places the organism in Eukaryota, Viridiplantae, Streptophyta, Magnoliopsida, Solanales, Solanaceae. The record is from RefSeq and is a predicted model, not a curated record.
CAAAAUGUUACAUAGUGGCUGUCGUAAGGUAUGCGAGAGGUGCAAUCAGAUGCUCCAAUCGAACUGCCUGAUGAAGAAGCUACAAUUCCUGAAAGCAGCAAAGUCCAACUGUUUGAUAACAGUUCCCAUAGAGAUAUGCCAGAGAGGUACGUUAAUACGACUUCUCUUGAUCGUGGCUCUACUGAACGGAAAAUUGAAUUUGAGAUCUUGGAAGACAUGUACUUCUCUGACCUUUUCAUGGGACUAGAAACUAUUGUGAACCUAUAUCUUGAUACACCUUUUAUGGAGAAUGGGGAUGGGAUUUUAACAGAUAAAAUGCCUUCGGAUGAAACGAUACCGGAUGUUGGUCAUGGAAACGCUAGUGGGGAAGUCGAACAUGAUGAAGGUAUUCUAUUGGUGGUGAGUGUACCACAUAUUGCUUUCUCAAUGAAAUUCGAUAGUACUUGUAAUGAUUGCUUGACCAUAGUUAUGGGCGAUUUCAAGGAAAUCCCUGAGAAAUCAGCUUGUCGUAUUGAUAACACUUUCACUGAUCAACAUCUUUCAAAUCAAUUUCCAUUUGAUCCCGGUGAGUCUGUUCCUCCAUCCAUUAUGUUCGAGAGCUUGAAUAUACAUUUCGAUAUACCACACUGCUUCCCUAUUGCAUUGCAUUCUGGUGUAGUUGGCCUCGUUGGUGGCGAGCUGUCUAAUGAAUUUUCCAGUUGCAAAAUGGAUGUACAAGCUGUUCAACCUCGGCCGCCAUGCCCACUUCCAAAACCACAUUUCUUGGCCUUACUAUUGGAUUUCUUGGCCCAGGUUGCGCAUUCUGUUGUAAUUACAAAGAAACUCAACUUUUAUGAGCUUGUCAUAAUUGGUGUGGAUGAUUCCAAUCUAAUUGCUCGUCUUCGCGCUGCAAAUUUCAACAGUAAAACACAACCUACAGAAGUUGCACUUGUUGCCAUAUUACAUGAUUCCAAUCCAAUUGCUCGUCUUCGCGCUGCAAAUUUCAGCAGUAAAACACAACCUGCAGCAGCUGCACUUACUACCAUAUUACAGGAGUGGAGAGUAUCAAAAUUAAGGAGUGGGUAUAAGGUGAGGCUUCACGUUGUGCACUUUGCCGGUUACACAUUUUAUUGUGUCAUUAAAAUGGUAGAGUUGGUUGCACGUCAUAGGUUGCAUCAUGGCUUAGGUGAUGCAUUGGUGUAUGCUAUCUGCUUGAACAAGUGUAUGGUUGCAGGGCAGGUUAUCACUGAACUCAAUUUAAUAAUGCUGAUAAUUUUUACUGUAAACCUAAAAGAGCAUGGAUGGUUGAUAGCAGUUGCUUUAGAGAAAUUUGGUGAACAGAGAGCUGCUAAAACUGUUUAUUUGUACUUUAAGGUGGAUAAUUCUAGCUUCGACGAGUCCGACCA